GCCACUCUCCGCAGAUUGACCAUUGACCCUCCCUGACCUCGCUUUCCACCUCCUCCGGCCACAAUGCCUUCCGCCGUACCAGUCAACGGGACCACGCCCCAGCAGGCCGCCACCUCGACCGACGGCAGCCUCUCUGCAAAUGACAACAUCCGUCGUUUCGCAGCCCCCAGCCGGCCAUUGAGUCCGCCCGCCGCCCACCUGCUCUUCCACCCCAAGACACGAUGCUUUGUCUACGGCCUGCAGCCCCGCGCCGUGCAGGGCAUGCUCGACUUCGACUUCAUCUGCAAGCGCAAGACGCCCUCCGUCGCCGGCAUCAUCUACACCUUUGGCGGUCAGUUCGUCAGCAAAAUGUACUGGGGAACCAGCGAGACGCUUCUGCCCGUCUACCAGUCGGUAGAGAAGGCCGUGGCCAAGCACAGCGAUGUCGACACCGUCGUCAACUUCGCCUCGUCGCGAUCCGUCUACAGCUCCACCAUGGAAUUGAUGGAGUUCCCGCAGAUCAAGUGCAUUGCCAUCAUCGCCGAGGGUGUGCCUGAGCGACGUGCCCGAGAAAUUCUGCACGUCGCCAAGAAGAAGGGCAUCACCAUCAUCGGCCCGGCCACCGUCGGUGGCAUCAAGCCCGGCUCGUUCAAAAUCGGCAACACUGGCGGUAUGAUGGACAACAUCGUCGCCUCCAAGCUCUACCGCCCCGGCUCCGUCUCUUACGUCUCCAAGUCUGGUGGUAUGUCCAACGAGCUGAACAACAUCAUUGCCAACACCACCGAUGGUGUGUUGGAGGGUGUUGCCAUUGGCGGUGAUAGGUAUCCGGGAACUACCUUUAUCGACCACGUCCUCCGCUACCAGGCCGACCCCGACUGCAAGAUCAUUGUGCUGCUCGGCGAGGUCGGUGGUGUUGAGGAAUACCGUGUGAUUGAGGCGGUCAAGUCCGGCCAGGUCACCAAGCCCAUCGUCGCGUGGGCCAUCGGUACCGUUGCUGGUAUGCUCAAGACCGAAGUACAGUUUGGUCACGCUGGUUCUUUCGCCAACUCUCAGCUCGAGACUGCGGCGACGAAGAACAGGACGAUGAGGGAAGCCGGCAUCUACGUCCCUGAGACCUUCGAGGAGAUGCCUGGCACUCUUGCCCAGGUCUACCAGAAGCUGGUCAAGGAUGGAACCAUCAAGCCCAAGCCCGAACCAGCUGUUCCCAAGAUCCCCAUCGACUACUCCUGGGCGCAGGAGCUCGGUCUCAUCCGAAAGCCCGCCGCUUUCAUCUCCACCAUCUCCGACGACCGUGGCCAGGAGCUUCUCUAUGCCGGUAUGCCCAUCUCUGACGUCUUCAGGGAGAACAUUGGUAUCGGUGGUGUCAUGUCUCUGCUAUGGUUCCGCCGCCGCCUGCCCGACUACGCCAGCCGCUUCUUGGAGAUGGUGCUUAUGCUGACGGCCGACCACGGUCCCGCCGUGUCCGGUGCUAUGAACACCAUCAUCACUACCCGUGCAGGCAAGGAUCUCAUCAGUGCGUUGGUGUCCGGUCUCUUGACCAUUGGCUCCCGCUUCGGUGGUGCCCUUGACGGUGCUGCCGAGGAGUUCACCAGGGCCUUUGACAAGGGUCUCAGCCCUCGUGACUUUGUUGACACCAUGAGGAAAGAAAACAAGCUGAUCCCCGGUAUCGGCCAUAGGAUCAAGUCCCGAAACAACCCCGACCUCCGUGUCGAGCUCGUCAAGGAGUACGUCAAGAAGAACUUCCCCAACACCAAGCUGCUUGACUAUGCUCUCGCCGUCGAGACUGUCACAACGUCCAAGAAGGACAACCUUAUUCUCAACGUCGACGGCUGCAUUGCCGUCUGUUUCGUUGACCUGAUGCGCAACUGCGGUGCCUUCUCCGCUGAGGAGGCUGAGGACUACCUGAAGAUGGGUGUCCUCAACGGUCUCUUCGUGCUCGGCCGCAGCAUUGGUCUGAUUGCUCACUUCCUCGACCAGAAGAGGCUGAGAACUGGCCUCUACAGGCAUCCCUGGGACGACAUCACUUACCUCCUCCCGUCGCUGUCGCAAGGUGGUGCACCGGGAGCGGAGGGUCGUGUCGAGGUCACCUUGUAGUUCUGAGUUAGGCAAAAAGGAAGGAAAUAUCCAGGUUCAGGUCUCCGUUUGUUGGGCCUGGACAGGCGUCUUCAGAUUUUAGAUGUGCAUUCGGCGUGCUAGAGGAAGUCAGACAUAUCGGGGUCAGUGUAGCAAUAGUCGUUAG
This is a messenger RNA of Trematosphaeria pertusa, 2218 nucleotides long. RefSeq names its product ATP-citrate synthase-like protein subunit 1. Gene Ontology annotation, cellular component: cytosol. The transcript is spliced from 5 exons. Lineage: Eukaryota; Fungi; Ascomycota; Dothideomycetes; Pleosporales; Trematosphaeriaceae. Gene Ontology annotation, biological process: fatty acid biosynthetic process; acetyl-CoA biosynthetic process; tricarboxylic acid cycle. The record is from RefSeq and is a predicted model, not a curated record. The coding region runs from base 64 to 2073 and encodes 669 amino acids. Gene Ontology annotation, molecular function: ATP citrate synthase activity.